Messenger RNA from Nematocida major, 492 nucleotides. RefSeq lists its product as uncharacterized. NCBI's taxonomy places the organism in Eukaryota, Fungi, Microsporidia. The coding region runs from base 1 to 492 and encodes 163 amino acids. The record is from RefSeq and is a predicted model, not a curated record. The transcript has a single exon.
AUGCUUUGCAAAGAGGAGGAAAAUUCAGAGGGGAGCGUUUUAGAAAGAGUGUCGCAGAAAGUGGAGUACUUGGUAAAUCUGCUGAGAACAUCUUCCGAGGGAAUAGUAACUGACAAGAUUCUGAAGGAAAUACUCGCGCUGCACACGGUCCUGCAGGACAACAAAGAGUGCAUAGAGAGCCAGGAGUACCACAAGAUGCAUAUAGACGCAGAGUGCAGGAAGCGAGUAAAAGAGAGCAGAGACUACACAGACAUACGCAGCAAGAGAAAUGCAGAGGUUGUUGCAGAGGAUGCUGAAGAGGUAAAGUUCUGCCUAAUAACACAGAAGGAAAUAGAGGAGAAAGUGGAGGCUCCGUGCGGGCACGUCUUUGACAAAGAAGGCCUGGCUUUCCUCUACAAGAAUACCCCGCAGAAGAAGAAGUUCCAGUGCCCGUACGUCGGAUGCAAGAGCGACUGGCAUGCACUGAAGUAUAACCCGACAAAGACAAAGUAG